AUGUCGGGCCUAGAAGUGAUCGGCGGCAUCUCUGCUAUCGUUGCCCUCCUCGAUACCUCGAUUCAGGUCUACGACAGUGCCAGGAAUGAUAUCAAGUUAUCUAAGACUUUCGAAUCUGUUCGACGCCGACUGCCCGUUAUCCUUCACAUCCUUCAGGCGUGCGAGAAUGACCUAAAACCGGGCAGUGACUCUAUGCCCUCCGAUAUCUAUGACGCUUUGGAGAAGGUACUUGAUUCUUGUAACGAAAAGGCUCGAAAAUUGAGAGAAAUAUUCGAGAUGGUCAUACCUGGCGAGAAGGAUACGUGGGAGAAACGAUACGCAAAAGUCAUUCGAAGACUUGGAAAAGGAAGCAAAGUCGAGGAGCUAAUGGCUAUGCUCACUCAAGACGUCCAACUCCUCGUCAACAACCAUGCAGUGAAUUCUGCUACCGCAGAGGACAAUGCUAAGCUCAAAAAUAUCCUCAAAGAGAUGGAAUCUGUCACUAGCUCGACCACUGAGGAGGAGCAUUCAGCUUUGACGUUCCACAGCGGUGGAGGGGCCCAGACAAACAAUGUCAACAGUGGCAGUGGCCAGCAAAUCAACAACAAUGCUCAUGUCGGAACUCAGCAUUUCCAGUCCGUCACCCUCAAGCAGAAGGAAGAUUUCAGUUUUCGCGGACCCGUUGGCAUCUAUCUUGGUCAAACGCCUUACAUCGCCUCUGAACUCUUCGUCGGUCGCAUCUACGAGCUUAAUGAGAUCGCAAGUCUUCUACACUCUGAUCACAAGUCUCAAAAGCAAAGGCGCCUAGUCCUCGGCGGUAUAGGUGGUAUUGGCAAGACUCAGCUUGCGAUCGCCUACGCAGAGUCCGGCCGUGGUUCUUAUAGCUCGGUAUUCUGGCUUAACGCAGUAUCUGAGGCCGCAUUGAAAGACAGUUUCCGAUCAAUAGCCAGCCUUAUCUUCGAUGUUGAGGAACCUGGAGGGUUAGAGGACAAAGAGAUCGUCAGACGUGUACACCAGUGGCUAUGUAACCCCAAAAAUACCGGAUGGUUAUUGAUUUUUGAUAACUACGAUGACCCUACCCAGUUUCGGAUUGACCACUAUUACCCUCCUGCUUGUCAUGGGGCUAUUGUGGUCACCUCUCGACGACCAGAUCACGUUUCCGGGACCUCUCUUCACAUAAAGCCUUUUCAAAAUGUUGAAGAUAGCCUCGCAAUCCUACAAACCCGAUCAAAACGAGAGAAUGUUCAAUCAGAUCCUUAUGCUAUGCGCCUUGCAGAGCGACUUGCGGGUCUACCUCUUGCUUUGGCCACCGCCGGGACAUAUCUUCGGCGUAGUACCUUCACUUUCGAACGCUACCUUCAAGAGUACGAGAAACGUUGGAACAUUAGCCCUCGCCGACCCCUACAGCUCCAGGAGUAUCAGGACAGUACACUCUACACAACCUGGGAUCUAUCAUACUCUCGCUUAGAAAAGGAAGAUCCGGACGCGGCGAAAACACUGAAAUUACUCGCCUACUUUGAUAACCAGAUACUUUGGUAUGGGCUUUUUUAUGCUGGACUCACGGAUAGUUCUCCGGAGUGGCUUCGUGAAGUAAUCACAGAUGACGUGAAUUUCAAUGAAGUGAUGGGAGCCCUGGCCGAAUACUUUUUCCUAGACAGUCACCAGACGUCAGGCUCAUGGAGCAUGCAUAACUGUGUGCACGACUGGACUUUAGCAGCACUCAACAAGGACAUCGACGCAAACCAUUACUGGUAUGCUUUUGACUGCAUUUCUGCGUCUAUAAAAGAUGACAGGGCAGAUGACUUUGCAAAUUUGUCUUACUCUGCCUUGGCUGCUCAUGCCACGAGGCUAAUACAAGAGCGCUUGUGCACGAACGACGUCAUAUAUAAUAUUGCGCCUCAUCGACUCGACCAAGCUUCACUAAUUGCAAACCUACUUCGAGACCAAGUACUACUUCUUGCUGCCGAGAAGAUGUACCAGUGUGCGCUAGCUGGGAAGGAGAAAGAACUCGGAGCGGAUCACGCAUCGACCCUUGAGACUGUUAACAAUCUCGGGAUUCUAUAUCGGAACCAAGGCAGGCUAGAACAGGCGGAGCAGAUGUACCAGCGGGCGCUAGCCGGGCGCGAGAAAGCGCUCGGAGCGGACCACAUGUCAACCCUUCGCACAGUCAAAAAUAUCGGGAUUCUAUAUCGUCUCCAAGGCAGGCUAGAUCAGGCAGAGCAGAAACUCCACCAGGCACUAACUGGAUGCGAGAAAGCACUCGGAGCAGAUCAUAUUUUAACUCUUGACACAGUCAACAAUCUCGGAAUUAUAUAUUGCGUCCAAGGCAAGCUGGACCAGGCGGAGCAUAUGUACCAGCGGGCGCUAGCCGGGCGCGAGAAAGCGUUUGGAGCAGACCACACGUUAACCCUUCGCACCGUCAACAAUCUUGGGAUUCUAUAUCGUGUUCAAGGCAACCUAGUCCAGGCGGAGCAAAUGCUCCAAUGGGCGCUAGCUGGAAAGGAGAAAGCGCUUGGAGCGGACCACACGUCGACCCUUGAGACUGUCAAUAAUCUCGGGAUCCUAUAUCACGUCCAAGGAAAUUUAGACCAGGCAGAGCAUAUGCUCCAGCGGGCGCUAGCUGGGCGCGUAAAAGCGCUCGGAGCGGAUCAUAUUUCGACCCUUCGCACUGUUAACAAUCUCGGGAUGCUAUAUUGUGCCCAAGGCAGACUAAAUCAGGCGGAGCAGAUAUACCAGCAGGCACUAGCUGGGCGUGAGAAAGCGCUUGGAGGGGAUCACACAUCAACCCUUAAUACUGUCAAUAAUCUCGGGAUCCUAUAUCGUGUUCAAGGCAAGCUAGACCAGGCGGAGCAGAUGCUCCAGCGGGCGCUAGACGGGCGCUUUCUCGCGCUCGGAGUGGACCACACGUCGACCCUUGACACUAUCAGUAAUCUUGAGAUUCUAUAUCGUGCCCAAGGCAGGCUGGACCAGGUGGAGCAGAUGUACAUGCGCGUUGGGCUUGGGUUGGAGAAGAGGAUUACUGCGACAGUAUCUGACUUUGUAACGACGAUCUUAUAG
Molecule: messenger RNA, 3036 nt
Organism: Penicillium lagena
Lineage: Eukaryota; Fungi; Ascomycota; Eurotiomycetes; Eurotiales; Aspergillaceae
Product: TPR repeat protein
Exons: 3
Coding region: 1-3036 (1011 amino acids)
Cellular component (GO): kinesin complex
Molecular function (GO): ADP binding; protein binding
Source: RefSeq, a predicted model, not a curated record